GAGAGAGAGGAUGUGUUGUGGAUGUGUGUAUUUCAGAAUUACAGCUAAUUUGAGUGUGUAAUAGUGAGAGCCUUGUAUCAAAACUCAAAUUGUGUGUAAUACACUACUUUUUAUUUCUUUUAGAAAAUGCACUCAAAGAUGACAGAGUGUCAAGGGCAACAGCACUGUGCAGGAAGCUGGUGGGGCACUUUUCCCACAGUUGGAAGAAGAAAGCAGCCCUGACGGAGGCACAGAGAGAGCUCAAACUCCCUGAGCACAACCUCAUAACGGAGUGCCCAACAAGAUGGGGUUCUAAAGAAAUGAUGAUUGCCAGAGUGCUUGAACAGGCCAAAGCCAUUUCUCAGGUAUUGUCUGGAGAUCGAUAUGCACGCUCCCUUAUCCCAACCUGGCAGGAUAUUGACGUGUUGGAGUCGAUUCACAAGGCACUGCAUCCUCUACUGGAGUUUACUGAUGCUCUUUCUGGAGAGGAGUAUGUAAGCAUCUCCUACCUCAAGCCAGUUCUCCACCUUUUUGCCACAUCAGUCCUGGCUGAAGAUGCUGAGGACACUGACCUGACUAAAUCAAUAAAAACCAAAGUCCUAGCAUACCUCAAUAACAAAUAUGGAGACCCAAACAUCCAGGAGCUUUUGGAUGUUGCCUGUUUCCUGGACCCUAGGUUCAAAAUACAGUACAUCAGUACAGACAACAUCCCUGCUAUCAAGACUCGUCUGAAGACAGAGAUAGUAGACUUGGCACAACGUACAUAUCAUUGGGAGAAGAGGUCUCGUACUGAAACUGUUCAGAUGCCUCAAAGUGCACAGUCCUUGGGGGAAAAGACGAAGAGGUCUCUUGGCAGUUUUUUCAAGACCAGUUCAGCCUCUCCUUCUUUGCCUGUAAAUCUUGAAGAUGUCGCAGAGGCAGAGAUAAACAAUUACCUGAUGACUCCUACCAUUGAUGGAGAAGAUGAUCCAUUGGCUUGGUGGAGGGUGCACAAGAUCAGCUACCCACAGUUGUGCACCAUGGCACGCAAGUAUCUUUGUGUACCUGCUACAAGCGCUCCCUCAGAGCGUCUUUUUAGCACAGGAGGGAAUAUUGUGACUUGCACUCGCUCAUCCUUGAAGCCAGAAAAAGUCAAUAUUCUGGUUUUCUUAGCAAAAAACCUGUGAGCCACUGAGAACAGAACUGUUGGAUAAGUAUGGCUGGCAGUGCCAUACUCGUAGUGAACUUUAGUCUGUGUGGUGUGUUAUUGUUGUGUACUUGAGAUAAGUGAGGCUCAUCUAUUUUAUAUUAUAAUAUUCAAAUC
Molecule: messenger RNA, 1282 nt
Organism: Coregonus clupeaformis (lake whitefish)
Lineage: Eukaryota; Metazoa; Chordata; Actinopteri; Salmoniformes; Salmonidae
Product: E3 SUMO-protein ligase ZBED1-like
Exons: 2
Coding region: 300-1145 (281 amino acids)
Molecular function (GO): protein dimerization activity
Source: RefSeq, a predicted model, not a curated record